This is a messenger RNA of Porites evermanni, 2513 nucleotides long. Lineage: Eukaryota; Metazoa; Cnidaria; Anthozoa; Scleractinia; Poritidae. The record is from the annotation of a GenBank genome assembly.
AUGGUUCAGUAUUUCGCUGUUUUCUUGGUUUUCUCUUUCUCUGGCGGUUCACUGGGAACAACCACCUCACCUCAGCAACAAAACACCGCAAAGUUAAAAGAUUUAUGCGAGGUAUGAAACGAUUAUUCUGUUUUAGCUGAUAUUUUUGUGUCUCGGGCAGUGGGUGGAAAAAAAAUCGCAUCAAAAAGGUCUGCAACGGAGUUUAUAUUGGCACAAUAAAAAUGCCAGCUUCGCCAUAAGGCACUGUGCUUUUCCUGAGGUCCACGAAUUAUUAUUUAGCUGAUAAAUAACGUAAACCUCAACUUUUCUGUUGUUAAGUCUGCCUCACAAAAUUUGCCCCAAAGGUUAGUUUCACGGAUUUGUACUUUCUGAUCUACCCAGUUUUAAACAAUUUAUUUCGCAGUUUCUGAGUAAUAGACAGGUAUCGAUUGACGGCUGUGUCAUGUCAAUUAAAUUGAGGGUGGACUUUUCCUUUUUAGGGUUGUAUUGUUUAUGAAGACAAGCAGCAAAAUGAAAUGCAGAGAGACUGAGCUUUGUUUUAAAAAGGAAUUUCUCUUUCCACCAUAAACUAUGUUAAAAUAUCCUUAGCCUUUAAGAUUUUUUUGGUGUUAAAAAUUGAUCAUUAAUUUAUCGUUAUUAGUAUUAACAUCAUUGCUAUUAUUGUUAUCGUCAUUUUCAUUAUUAUUAUGGUUAUCAUUAUCAUUAAUUUGGUUAUUAAAUCGUCUUCCUUCUCAUCAUCGUCAUUAAUAUCAUUAUUUUUAUAGUUUUUUUUUUUUUAAACCCAGCAAUAAUUAUCCUAGUCUGAAGAAUUUGCAUUUGACACCAUAACCAAAGCUCCAACUAUAUAUUACCAGGAGCCGCCUGAUAUUACGUAAUUCUGAAGCAUUUACAUUCCUUAGCCGAGUAACUUUUAUUCUUAAAUCCUUGAAGUUUAACCAAAGCUCCAACUAUAUAUUACCAGGAGCCGCCUGAUAUUACGUAAUUCUGAAGCAUUUACAUUCCUUAGCCGAAUAACUUUUAUUCUUAAAUCCUUGAAGUUCUCCGCCUUUCCGUUUUCAAUUUUAACCUUCGGGUAGGUCCCUGAGGGGCUACUAUAACAAUUAUAUGACACCAUCCUUGCUUUUUAUCCAAAAACACUAUCUUAUGCCGACGAUAUUCAAUGCCAUCAUCAUCAUCAUCAUCUUGAUUACUAUUGUUCUUCUUUCUUUAAAUAAAGAUAUAUUUCGUUUUGCUUAGGGGGAUAACUGGGAGUUCGGCUAACCGUUUGUCCCGACCGCUUUCUUUAUCAAUAUAAGUAGCCCUACUAAUUAAAAAUAACCCUUGAUAUAAAAUUCCUACUAGGUUAUUUAUUAAAACUUCCUGUUUCACAUGGAUUAUUACAGGUUUUCAUAAAUUUUGAUUAAAACUUCCCACCGUUCUUCAUUACUUACUGAAUAUGUACGCUUUCACUCCCGCUUUGCCUCUAAGACAGACUGCAGUUACUCUCUGAAGACAUUACCUCCGUUCACAGCUAUAAUAGGCUAUGGCUCUUCUUUUAAUUACACAUUUUUACUUUUAGAAAUCUAUACUGAGUCAUGGUUUUCCAGGCAUUCCAGGAUCAAAUGGUAUGCAGGGAGUGCCGGGCGUGCCUGGGCCGCAGGGGCCCCAGGGAAGAGAAGGUCCAAAAGGACAAAUUGGUGAUAAAGGAUCGCAAGGAGAGCAGGGUCUAAGAGGAGACAGAGGGCGCGAAGGUCCUCCCGGGAAGAGCGGACCGCCAGGAAUUAUGGGAUUAAAAGGUGAAUCGGGGCUUGUCGGAAUGAAAGGAGAGACAGGCAUUGCGGGAAAUCAAGGAAGAAAAGGAGACAAAGGAGAGAAAGGAGAAAGCGCCAAAGCAAGUCAAGCAACUGUAGUACCACAAACCAAUUGGAAACAAUGUGUGUGGAUCUGGAAAGUAGCCCACGGUGCUGAUAGCGGAAAGAUUAAGGUAAACAAGAAAGGCACUAAACUAAACACGAACUAUUUAUAAAUAUCACAGACGAUCACCAUAGGUGGAAAGAACAGCUAUGUCCCCAACCCUAAUCCCCUCAGCCUUCAUCCCCAAUCAACCUUUCUCCAGCUGGCAUUAAUGUUUGUGUUAUUUAGCAUUCUUAGAGUUGCAGACGUUUUACUUUUUUUUUUAGGACUGUGCUUUUAACAAGUUGAAGUCGGAUACAGCGCUUAAAGUCUCAUUCCAGGGAAACACGAGGGUCCACAGUAAUAAUAAGUGUAAUCGCUGGUAUUUUAAGUUCAAUGGAAACGAAUGCACUGGACCAAUGACGAUUGAGGCUCUUGUUUACAACGGCUGGUCAUCAGGGAACCCUAAUCUGCUGCAUCAUCGGUCAUUUGAGGGGUACUGUGAAAACAUUCCACAAGGGGAGGUUAGAGUGGAAUUAUGGGUAGGACAGUGUAGCAGUCAUACACUGGGUGAUGCUACUACCGGGUGGAAUUCAGUGUCCCGGAUAAUGAUAGAGGAAGCGUCUAGACCCCAGUCCUAA